GAACAUAGAUACCUUGUUAUCUUUUAAUAUUAUGCCUAAAUCAAACGAAUUCAUUUACACACAAAGUUUCGCAAUUUUUUGUGCUUAAUGCGAAGAUUAAUGUAAAUAAUACCGCUCAUACCCAGCUUCUGGGUUGGUUCAUAUAAUGUGUACAUAUUUAUACAUAUAGUAUAUCAUAAUGCCAAUCACUUGCGAAGACUCUGGCUUUGAUACCGGUAUUGUUCACCAGGUGAACAAUAUAGUGGUUGAUAAUAUGCCUCCGGGUUUAGAAGGACAAAUGCAAGAUAUAGAACUCAAUUCUAACGAUUUAGUUUUGAAUACACAUUUGAAUUUUUUAAAAUCCUUCUUUGAUAUUUCACAAGGUGAGUAUAAGGAUAGAUGUAAAGCGGCGCUUUUCCCUUACAUAUGCCUCAAUUUAAGAUGCUUAAAAUGGCUAAAAGAUGUUACUAGUACUCUGAAUAAAAGGAUUGGAAACAGAAAUAAUAAUGCAGAUGAUAUGCCAGUGGAAACUCAAGGUGGAAUUUCGGCAGAGUCGGAGAGCAAAGAUCCGAAUGCUACCAUAAUAGAUUUGGAGAUAACCUCCGAAGAAAAACAGAAUAAGCAAGAAGAUAGAAGCGUUGGUGCAGGGUUUUAUAGUGUGAACGACCUAUCCUUUGAUUCAUUUGCAAAUAAUGUAGACAAAGCAUCACAUAUUUACAAUACAUUGACAUCUAUACGGGAUAAACCCGAUUUGUACGGACCGUUUUGGAUUAAUAUCUUCACAGCAGGGUCUCUUUUUUAUGUUAACUCUUUUCACAAAGUGUUUCACUCUGCCUAUCCAGUAUCUUUUGUAUCAAUUGGAACCCUGAUGAAGCUGACCAUGAUAUGCUUUUCUUGCACUACAUUAAUGGCAUUGAGUAUGUUCUUAUGCAAGUAUCAUUUUCUAAGAACUAGUGACUUAAAAGGUUUAGUGGGAUUUCUGGGUAUUAGUGGCUAUACUCAGAUCCCUUUAGCUGCGUUAUGUAAAAUAUCUGUAUGGAUGAGUUUGGCCAUGGUUUGUUUCCCUUCUCUUAAGCAUAUCUUGUACGCUUUACAUUUAAUGGCUUAUUUUUAUCUGUUCGUUUCAACAUCUUGUACUAUUUUUGUAACAUUACCUCCCUUGGAUUUAUCGCAGCAUGAUAAGACGUUUCGAAUUGCUAGUAUGGCACUUAGCUCCAUAAUACAACUCGUAUUUCUUGCAAUAUUUCAAUCUUACACACACUAA
Theileria equi strain WA is the source of this 1243-nucleotide messenger RNA. RefSeq lists its product as hypothetical. The transcript has a single exon. Lineage: Eukaryota; Apicomplexa; Aconoidasida; Piroplasmida; Theileriidae. Bases 179 to 1243 code for a protein of 354 amino acids. The record is from RefSeq and is a predicted model, not a curated record.